Molecule: messenger RNA, 2952 nt
Organism: Sebastes umbrosus (honeycomb rockfish)
Lineage: Eukaryota; Metazoa; Chordata; Actinopteri; Perciformes; Sebastidae
Gene: terb1
Product: telomere repeat binding bouquet formation protein 1
Exons: 21
Coding region: 188-2680 (830 amino acids)
Biological process (GO): homologous chromosome pairing at meiosis; meiotic attachment of telomere to nuclear envelope
Molecular function (GO): protein binding
Source: RefSeq, a predicted model, not a curated record
CCAUAGUAACCUGAAGUGCCCGGAUGUGCCGAGGUUAUGCUAACAUUAGCUAACUUUGUGCUAAUGUUAAUUAAUGUUGUCCCCUUAAUUUACUCUUUCUUCAGUGGGGAUUAACUAGCUAAUUAAACGUUAGUCUUGAGGCAUUAUAGCUUGAAGACAACCUUGUUAAUGGUCUUUAAAGAGUGAAAUGGAUGACACAGGGGUUAGCAGCAGCAGCCGUAACACCAUAAGGACAGAUCUCAGUUUGCUGCUGGAGUGUCUGAAGUUUCAGAUGAAAUGUCCAGAUCUGCAGAAACAAGCUCUUCUCACAAUUCACUCCAUCUGUGAAAAGAGAGAGGAUAAUGUGGACCUGCUGAGAGAAAUGGGAGGUGUGACAUUUGUGUAUAACCUCUCCAAAUCCAGUAUUGUUCGCUCAGAUGUCAAGGAGACGGCACUCUUCACGCUUGGCACGUUAGCAGAGGCCAAUGUGUAUUGCAAGAAUUAUCUGUGCAGAAAGGAGACAUUUGCGGACCUUGCCGGUUGGUUGAUGAAAGAAGACAUCCCGCUGACACAGAAGAGAGUGUCUGUGUAUUUGCUGUCCGUGUUGAUAGCCAACAACAAAUCUGGACAGACUUUAGGACAAACCACUGGCUGCCUGGAUAUUCUACUGGACCUCUUCAGGACCACUUCCCCUCUCUCCACAGAGGCUACUUUGAGAGCUAAUGCUACUCAAACCUACCAGCUUUGGGCAUCUGUGUCUAGUGCUCUCUGUGGAUGUGUCAACAACCCUCAGAAUGAGGAGGGUCAGCGUAUUUGUGUAGCGGCCUUUCCCAUAAUAAACAUCUGGCUUCAGCAGAUUGCUCUGCCACGCGCUGAGAUUUUUCAACCCAUAUGUUCCUUCAUAGCAAUGACGGUUGCCAACAACUCCUGUGUUCAGGAGAGUUUUUCUGCCUCGGGGUGUCUGGAUACUCUCACUCUUGCGCUGGUUCGUCUGGCUUCUGCGGCUGAUACAAGCUUGUUGUCUUGCCAGUUGUCUGUCACUAUAUCCAAGACCCUGUCAGCUUGCAUCACAGAAAACACUUCUCUGGCUUCAGGUCUGGCUCAGUAUGGUGUGGUUUCCCACCUAUUCUCCCUGCUGGCCAGCCCAUACAUGGACCCUGAGGACAGGCUCUCUGUUUUACUCACCCUGGGUCACUGCACUGAAGCCUCUGAGGAGCACCAGUCCCAGUUGGUGCAGUGUGGCGGCCUGCCCCUUAUCAUAACCCUACUCACAGAGGAUACAAGUGAGGAAGUCAGGAAGGCUGCUACGUUCAUAUUGCAGACCUGCAAACAGGCCACCAUGUCCUUGGGAGUGCCCGGUCUGAUAGUGAGACAGGGGGAGGGUAAAAAUGUUGAACCCUUCAUAAACAUGGACGGCUUCAAGAGCUCAGCCAGAGAGUUGCUGCGCAGGAUUGGCCUGCUAGAGAAGAGACAGACAAAGGUGGCUGAGGAUGAGCAGGAAGACACAGAGUCGUUAACUUCAACCGAUGGGCUUGGCCAACCACUUCGGCCUCUGACCUUACCUCUGCAGCAGAAGGAGAGCAUUACAACCAUCCCCACAGCAUUUAGACAGAACAGCGCUCGUGUAAAUGUAGAAGAAGGGGGUGACAACAGCUUUAAACAUCAAACUGUCAGAAACGUGAUCAAGAAUAAGAAUGACAGUGAACUGAAGCACAUGAGCUCCAAUUUAAGUCUGCAGGAAGAGACGGCUAAAACCAGUGGAGGCGGUGUGUGGUGUUCACUGUGCAAGGGUACUGGAGCCAUAAUGUCUCCCCAUCUGCAGCCACUAGAUGGAGGCAGAGAGCCUCAUACAGCAGACAAUGUGUUAUUUAAGCCCCCAGCACCAGGGAGGCACAGUGUACCAAAAGAAAUGAAAUGCACUGAUGAAGAAGAGAUGCAGGGCGUAGAGAUGAGUCAGGUGGGGAAAAUCCCAGUGGAGGAACCCUCACUCUCUCGUAUCCGGUGUGCAGGUUGUGUGUUGCCUUUUGAGCAGGUGACCAGUCGUACUUUUGAGUUUCUCCAAAGCUCCUGCGCCCACAGCUGCGACAUGCACAAGGUUCUCCAGGAGGCCAUGGAGCGGUUCAGGACUCGUCACCGCAACCUUCUGUUAAGGAGAGAGUACCAAGACGACACUGUGGAGCAGACAGACCCAGACUCUGAGAGAGUUCCAGCUGCAGAGCCACAGACGAGCUGGAAAAACUGGAGCGAGGUCGGCCUGACUCCCAUAUGUAAAGGAACAGGGAACGGCAAGAUCUCCCUGCCAGAACAACACUGGAAGAGGCACAGUGGUAUCACUUUGACUCCACUGCAUAAAGGAGCUAAAAGGGAUAUAUCAUCCACGUAUGACAACACAGGUCCAGACUUGAUUCCCCUGAAAAGGUCUCAUCUUCCUGAAGAGAGAAGAGGAAGGAAUGAUAGUGGAAAUCACGCUGUUGAUGAUGAGCCAAGGACGAGCACAGAUCCCGGUUCCGCUAGAAGGAAGAGGAGAGACUUCAGCAGUGAGGAGGUGCGUUACCUGCUGAGCGGAGUGAACACUUACGGCUCCUCCUGGAACUCCAUCUUGUGGUCGUACCCCUUCAAACCCGGACGCACCAAUGUUGACCUGGCCAAGAAGUACAGGCGGCUAAUGAAAGCUAAAGCUGAGGAGUGUGGCUGUGCAUGAUCCUGGUCCUGAGAUCCUGGGCCUAGUCCAUUAAUAAUGGCCCCCUGUGAAUAAUAGCCUUGAUUCUCUUCACACUGUAUUUAUUGGAAAAAAUCCAAAGAAGCAUUUACUUCAUAUACUAAUAUAUUGAUAUAUUUACAUAUACAUAUAUAAUAUACUGCUGGAGCUGUUGUCCCUGCGACCCGACCCCGGAUAAGGGGUUGAAGAUGAGUACUAAUAUAUUGACAGAUAUUGUUUCUUGUUGUGUGUUAAAGCAUUAAAACAGGUGUUUG